AUGCCCAGUUCCGAGGAUGACGCACACGGCCCCCGCUACCCAGCCAUGGAUCUGUGGCGGGCCCUGUUGGACCUGGUGUCACAGGAUCUGUUUCCCGCGAGCAAGCGCAAGGCGCGGCGCUUUGACAGUGGUGCCAACAUCAUUUCUGCCGUCCAACACCUGAUUGCAACGCGUGGCGCUCGCCCCGAGGCAACACGCGAAGAUGCGCAACGCGUUACCGGCUUGCUGUUGCUGUCCAACACCAUCACGCCGCAGAAGAAGCACCCCCGGGACUCAACCGUGGUGGCUGAUAGCCCCAAGGCCAACGUGUUGAUCACCUCUUUUACAUCUUUCCAUCUCGUCCCCUUCGCCAAUCUCUCUUCAUUAACAUGUAAACCUCAUCUUUCUCUGUAUCGACGUCUCCUCCUCUCUUCUCUCUCUCUCUCUCUCUCUCUCUCUCUCUCUCUCUCUCUCUCUCUCUCUCUCUCUCUCUCUCUCUCUCUCUCUCUCUCUCUCUCUCUCUCUCUCUCUCUCUCUCUCUCUCUCUCUCCCUCUCUCUCUCUGUCUCUCUCUGUCUCUCUGUCUCUCUCUCUCUCUCUGUCUCUCUCUGUCUCUCUCUGUCUCUCUGUCUCUCUCUGUCUCUGUCUCUCUCUCUCUCUCUCUCGCUUUCUCUCUCUCUCUGUUCUGACAUUUUUCCUCGCUCGCUUGGUGCUGGCUGCAUUCUUUGCUCGCCGCCCUAUCAUGGCAGAGGAACCGUUGCAACUCAGCGGCUGGCUCGAAAAGAGUCCGCCGCUUGAUAAGGCUGGAUCCUUGCUCAAGGGUUUCAAACGCCGUUGGUUCUACCUAGACAGUAUUCUGACCGAGCUCCGCUAUUAUGCCUCGGAAGACCCCUCCACCGUGCCCAAGGGGAGCAUUGACCUCGGCACUGUCGUAACCAUCAACCCGUUUCAAACCUGGCCUGGAAAGAAGCAGUCGCGCCACGCCAACGUCUUCACCAUCGAGACCACGACACGCACCUUCUACCUCAGUGCCCCUACCCUUGACCUGAUGCGCACCUGGGUCGCCACGUUGCGCUUGGCCGCGCGAACCGCCAUCAUCAAGCAUGCCACGCCUGACGAUCAACCUCUGUUGGAGGCAGCACAGCAUGGGCGAUUGACAAUCAACUUGGCGCUCAUGCACGACACCCUGCGUUCGCAAGUUGUCAGAGCCUCACCCACGACCACAGCGCACAACAUUCUGCAAGACCUUGUCGUUCAAGACGACCUCUUUGCCGUCGAGCUUCAAGAGUUGGUUUUGCCAUGUCUCGUUUCUCCCAUUAAUUACCUGCGAGUCGCUGACGUCUGCCUGUCGCGUCCUGCUCGCGCCCGACGCCGCCCCGGUCCCGCACUUUCAACUAGGCUUUGCCUCAUGCUCAUUGACCAGCGCCGCGUGGACGUGCGUGCUCUGGCCCAGGAUGAUCGACCCUUGAUUCUGCAGCAGUGCGAGCCCUCCGCCCGUCUGUACCUCAACAAGCGAGGCAACAUUGCCAACACCCUGAGUCUAUUGGAAAGCAAAGAAAAAGACAUGCGCUUGAGUGAGAAUCAACAAAGCUCGGAAUACACUGUACGAUAUCUUGGCAGUGUUGCCAUGCCAGCCGGCACAGCUCAGCCUCACGGUUCGCGAAUGUGCAAUGCAGACGAACAACACUACAUGUCCGCCUACGAUACCCUACGAAAAAAGUUGGAGCCGAUCAACUCGGACUUGGUGUGUGUCCUGGAGGAUGCGGCCGCCAAGUUCUACAACAACCGCGGUGAUGGUCAACGCCGGACGUUGAUUUGGGAAGCUGGAUUUGCCAACAUGCUAGCCUGCCGAAGCCACAAGCGAGCCAUGGUCAUUGCGAUCGCCCCUUCCAACUCAGCGGCUGCCACGUUGUCGUACGUCAUUACUCAGCAACACAAGGCUGUCAGUGACUCAAUCCAGCGUGCCAAAUCACGACGCGCCAGGGUCAAGCGUCAAAGUGUGCGCGUGAACAAGAGUCUCAAGUUACAAGUAGCCGACGUCCCAACCGCGGGGGUAGUGCUUGGUGAUACGGCGCUGACCUAUGACGAAGACUUGGCACUUUUAUUGGCAGCGGCGGGCUUGUCUUGGCCCCAGGGUGGAUGGGCUGAGCUCGAGGCCGGCUUGGACGAGCUGGAGGCCAAGUAUACGGUGCGGCUAGAUCGAGCCGAUACCCUAUACGGCGAUGGUCCUCAGGGUGAGAGUGGAUCGACAGAUAUCUAG
Molecule: messenger RNA, 2238 nt
Organism: Monosiga brevicollis MX1
Lineage: Eukaryota; Choanoflagellata; Craspedida; Salpingoecidae
Exons: 14
Coding region: 1-2238 (745 amino acids)
Source: RefSeq, a predicted model, not a curated record